AUGGUCUUGAUCAUCGGACUUCGCUUGGCUGUUCGAUUCUCGACCAGCAGUCCAGGGAUCGAUGACAUUCUAGCUGUUCUUGCUAUGUUCAUGGCCAUUGGGAGUACAAUUACAAUAUCUCUAGCUGUCAAUGACGGAUUGGGACAGAAAGAUAUCGUUCGAGACCUGUCAAAGACAGGGCAAAUGCAAAAGAAUGUCUUUGCAUCGUCUCUGCUUUACAUUCUCACCCUCUUGUUCGCGAAGCUGUCUACAGUCGUCCUCGCCGCACGCCUUUGCGCCCAGAGAUCGCAUCGAGUUGUCAUCUAUGGCGUCCUAGGCUUCUCAAUCGCCUGGGGCCUGGCCGCCGUGUUUGCAGAUGCGUUCCGCUGUCCCCUAUCCGAAACUUACGAUCUGUACGGACCUGCUUGCGCCGACAUCUUCUCCUUCUGGAACGCCGUGUCCAGCCUCGACAUUGCGUCAGAUCUUGUCCUGAUUCUCCUACCAAUCUACCUGUUUCGAAGUCUCCAGAUGCGACUCCUCCGAAAGCUCAUCGUCAUGGCAGCUUUCGGCUGUCGUGUUUUUGUUGUCAUUCUGGCCAUCGUUCGACUUGUUUACCUGAACAUAACCUUCAAGGCAUCGCCACCGGCCGAGCAAACCUUCAAUGCCAUACCAUACCAGAUAUGCACCCAGGUGCAGCAAGCUCUGGCAGUCAUGGUUGCCGCCGCUCCAGCACUCAAAGCAUUCCUCGACAAAACCAGCUCCGGCAUGUUUGCCGUCUCCUUGAGCGUUUUCACCGGGACAACAUAUGGAAAGGACAGCUACAUCAUAAGCAACCUCAACAGCAGCUCAGCAGGCUCAGCUACACGAUCGCGCCAUCGUAGCACGGUAGUGACAUCAACUGUAGCGAAUGUGUUUACACCAGACCAGAUUCAGUCCACUGCGACCGUGACUACUGCACCAAGACUCGCUGCUGUUCGGGUGUCUCGGACUGGGAGUGACUUCUGCCAUAAGCACAUCGACGUGUUGGAAGCCGCCUCACGCAUGUCGGCGGUUCCACCUUUGUUUCACAGUCGCGAGAGGAGCCUAUCCUACGAAGGAUCGGGUGAGCGUGUAGGCUACGAUGGUGCCAUGGACCACGCAUCUGACGGUGCAAGCGAUGACCAGAUGAUCAUUCAAGUUCAGAGAGAUUGGAAGGUCGAGUACGACAGCGACGUUCGUCGGCAACAGCGCCUCUUGUACUGA
This is a messenger RNA of Cyphellophora attinorum, 1221 nucleotides long. RefSeq lists its product as uncharacterized. NCBI's taxonomy places the organism in Eukaryota, Fungi, Ascomycota, Eurotiomycetes, Chaetothyriales, Cyphellophoraceae. The transcript is spliced from 3 exons. Bases 1 to 1221 code for a protein of 406 amino acids. The record is from RefSeq and is a predicted model, not a curated record.